GUUUUUAUAAUAAUAAAAUGGAAAGUACUACUAAAGCUAUUGAAGAAGAGAACACACAAAAAAUCUGCUUAGAGAAGUCUGUCCUGGCAGAAACCAAGGAGCAAGAGGUCACCACAUGCCAGAGCAUCCUCUAUAAGGUUCUUCCAGAUGAAAGAGUUGAGCAAUCGGAUCCAGACUCCGAAGAAGUUUCAAGAAGCAGUAGACUUUACAUUUGGUUGAACCAAACCUGAGAUGAAAAACUGUUGAAAAGUUUGAAGAGUCUUAAGGUUUUUGAUAUAGAUUGCCUUGCUUUGUUUCGGAUUGCUUCUAAAAAUAAGCGUUUUGUUUUAAAUUUCUUACAAUCCUCAUUCCCAAAUAAAAUUAAGAGUCUCGAUUUUGGGUCCAGUGGCCAAAUGGAUCUGAAAAGGUGCAACUACUUAAACUCCCUGACCACACUCAGCUCAAAAGUCGUUCGAGAAAUUAACUUUAGACAAUUCAGCAUCGGCCUGCCCCAACUCAAGAGGCUAGUGGCAGCUUUCAGACAUGUGAGAACUUUGUGAUUGGGACAUUGCAGGCUAUCUAUCCCAAGUGUUCCUGAUUUGUCAAAGGCUCUGAAGAAUUGCCAAAUCCAGGAAAUAAAUUUACAAGGAUCAGGAAGCCCGGAUUGAAGUGAUUGGGAGAACAACUUAGAUGAAUUUGAGAACUUGGUACAAGGGCUAGCAAGUUCUCUAGAUUUAAAAUUGAGUCUUGAAAAAGUAUUUGUUACUGCCUGCGGAGUAACCCAAAAUAAAGUUGAACAAGUCUUUGAAGAAAACCAGCUUGGAGAAGUUAACAUAAUUGAUUAUAGAUAAAUUUUG
This is a messenger RNA of Moneuplotes crassus, 836 nucleotides long. Lineage: Eukaryota; Ciliophora; Spirotrichea; Euplotida; Euplotidae. The record is from the annotation of a GenBank genome assembly.